AUGGAGAUCAAGAAGUGGACGAGUCCCCCUCAAGGGUUGUAUAAGAUCAACUGUGAUGCAGCUAUUGAUGUUAAAAAUGGAAAGAUGGGAGUGGGUUUAAUUCUCAGAGAUCACGACAGAAGGGUCUUUGCCGCUGGGAGUUUCACGCAAAUGGGCUGGUUAGAUCCGACUACUGUAGAGGAGAGGGCCAUAGUUAGAGCAACCCAGUUUUGCAAAGAAAUGGAUGUGAGCAACGUCAUUAUAGAAGGAGAUGCACAUACAAUUAUACGGGCAGUACAGCCUGGGGGACAGAAUGGUAGUAGGUAUGGCCAGUUAGUAGAGGAUGCAAAAUUGAUUUUAAAUUCUUUGCCGAAUAGAAAACCCAACCAUGUAUGCUGA
Messenger RNA from Corylus avellana, 378 nucleotides. Lineage: Eukaryota; Viridiplantae; Streptophyta; Magnoliopsida; Fagales; Betulaceae. The record is from RefSeq and is a predicted model, not a curated record.